CGUGAACGCCAUAUUCCGAACAGCAACGCCCAUAAGUUCAGACUGUUCAGUAGUUCACACCGGUAGGCGUAGGCUUGCGUAUAAAUCACGAGAGAAUCGAUCGGGGUCAGGUCAGGAGAACAGAGAAGAAAGCGAGAGCGAAUUCAACGGACAAGAGGAACAUACAUACAUUCAGUGAUGGACGAGCAAAACCAGUGGCUCACGGAGCCGGAGCCCGAAGAGUUAACCUACAUGUAUCAUCAAGAAGAGCACUCCAGGAUGCAAGAGCAAUUCGUAGGGGGGCCGCUCCUCGAGCCACCAGUUCACUUUGAUCAGUUCAACACGACGCCCAUGGCGUCGUCAAACCCGUUCCAUCCAUCUCAGGGCGCCAGCUUCCCGAGCUUCGGUGGCUCGGAAUUGCCCAGCCUGACGUUCGGAGCGGCGGCGACCAAGAACGAGCCGCGGAUGCAGCCGUCGCCUUCGUCCUCGAACGUCCUCUCCUUCGCCGGCCAGGCUCAGGGUGCUACGCUCGAUUUCUCGGGGAGGACCUGGCAGCAAGACGACGGCGUCAGCGUGUUCCAGCAGCCGCCCGAGAGGAGGAGCAGGGCUCCCGUGAACGCGCAGGAGCACGUCAUCGCCGAGCGGAAGCGGCGGGAGAAGCUGCAGCAGCAGUUCGUGGCGCUGGCCACCAUCGUCCCCGGCCUCAAGAAGACGGACAAGAUUUCCCUUCUGGGGAGCACCAUCGACUACGUGAAGCAGCUGGAGGAGAAAGUGAAGACCCUGGAGGAGCAGCAUGGCACGCGUAGAACGGCCGAGCCCACCACCGCCUUCGAGAGCAAGUGCCGCAUCACGGCCGACGACGACGACGACGACGAUGCCGGCCCUAGCGGCAGCGCCUCCGGCGCCGACGAUGCUUACAGCCCGACCGUCGAGGCGAACAUCCAUGGCAGCACCGUCCUCCUGAAAAUCUGCUGCAAGGAGAGGAGAGGGUUGCUGGUGAUGGUCCUCUCCGAGCUCGAGAACCAUGGCUUGUCCAUCAUAAACACCAGCGUCGUGCCGUUCACGGAUUCCUGCCUCAACAUCACCAUCACUGCAAAGGUUGAAGAGGGUUUUUCGACAGCGGUUGAGCUUGUGAAGAACCUGACAGUGGCUGUCAAAGGUUUCAAAUGAAAACAGUUUAAAAGGGAACCUUCUGUACAUUAGUACAUAUGACAAGUAUGACAAGUAAUACACGUAUUCUCUCUAUUCCAUAUUAUAAUUUUUUUUGUUUUUGUUAGAUUCA
Oryza brachyantha (malo sina) is the source of this 1261-nucleotide messenger RNA. Its product is annotated as transcription factor bHLH19-like. Bases 178 to 1149 code for a protein of 323 amino acids. The record is from RefSeq and is a predicted model, not a curated record. The transcript has 5 exons. Gene Ontology annotation, molecular function: protein dimerization activity. NCBI's taxonomy places the organism in Eukaryota, Viridiplantae, Streptophyta, Magnoliopsida, Poales, Poaceae.